AUAGGCCUUUGCGCAACUACGGCCGGGCAGGAUUCCGGACAACGCCUGGUUCCUCUCGGGUCCUUCCGGCGUCGCCGGAGUGAAUUGAUCCGGUAGUUGAAGAGGACUCCAAAGGUGGGAAGUGAAGUCAGGGCUCAGUUGCCGGGAAGGUCAGUAUAUGUCUUGCCGUAUUUUUUUAUAACUAAAAAGAGAAGAAAUACUGUAGUGAAUGAAGAUUCCUCUACAUUUUAGCACUACUUUUUCUACUGUAGUUGGCUUUUGAAUGAGGAUGACAAUGGAAGAGAUGAAGAAUGAAGCUGAGACCACUUCUAUGGUUUCUAUGCCUCUCUAUGCAGUCAUGUAUCCUGUAUUUAAUGAGCUAGAACGAGUAAAUUUGUCUGCAGCUCAGACACUGAGAGCAGCUUUUAUUAAGGCUGAAAAAGAAAAUCCAGGACUCACCCAGGACAUUAUUAUGAAAAUUUUAGAGAAAAAAUGUGUAGAAGUUAAUUUCACAGAAUCCCUUCUUCGAAUGGCAGCUGAUGAUGUGGAAGAGUAUAUGAUUGAACGACCAGAGCCAGAAUUCCAGGACCUAAACGAAAAGGCACGAGCACUUAAACAAAUUCUCAGUAAGAUCCCAGAUGAAAUCAAUGACAGAGUGAGAUUCCUGCAGACAAUCAAGGAUAUAGCUAGUGCAAUAAAAGAACUUCUUGAUACAGUGAAUAAUGUCUUUAAGAAAUAUCAAUACCAGAACCGCAGGGCACUUGAACACCAAAAGAAAGAAUUUGUAAAGUACUCCAAAAGUUUCAGUGAUACUCUGAAAACCUAUUUUAAAGAUGGCAAGGCAAUAAAUGUGUUCAUAAGUGCCAACCGACUAAUUCAUCAAACCAACUUGAUACUUCAGACCUUCAAAACUGUGGCCUGAGAGUUGUAUAUGUUGAGAUGUACUUCUCAGUGGCAGUAUUGAACUGCCUUUAUCUGUAAAUUUUAAAGUUUGACUGUAUAAAUUAUCAGUCCCUCCUGAAGGGGUCUAAUCCAGGAUAUGGAAUGGGAUUAUUGCCAUCUUACACCAUAUUUUUGUAAAAUGUAGCUUAAUCAUAAUCUCACACAAGAUUUUGCAUCACUUUUGCUAUUAUCAUUCUUUUAAGAAUUAUAAGCCAAAAGAAUUUACGCCUUAAUGUGUCAUUAUAUAACAUUCCUUAAAAGAAUUGUAAAUAUUGGUGUUUGUUUCUGACAUUUUAACUUGAAAGCGAUAUGCUGCAAGAUAAUGUAUUUAACAAUAUUUGGUGGCAAAUAUUCAAUAAAUAGUUUACAUCU
Sorex araneus (European shrew) is the source of this 1293-nucleotide messenger RNA. It is a transcript of the gene PDCD10, whose product is annotated as programmed cell death 10. Gene Ontology annotation, biological process: positive regulation of MAP kinase activity; regulation of Golgi organization. Lineage: Eukaryota; Metazoa; Chordata; Mammalia; Eulipotyphla; Soricidae. The transcript is spliced from 8 exons. Bases 263 to 901 code for a protein of 212 amino acids. Gene Ontology annotation, molecular function: protein kinase binding. The record is from RefSeq and is a predicted model, not a curated record. Gene Ontology annotation, cellular component: Golgi apparatus; FAR/SIP/STRIPAK complex.